This is a messenger RNA of Synchiropus splendidus (mandarinfish), 1399 nucleotides long. RefSeq names its product PRA1 family protein 3-like. The transcript has 3 exons. Bases 20 to 613 code for a protein of 197 amino acids. The record is from RefSeq and is a predicted model, not a curated record. Lineage: Eukaryota; Metazoa; Chordata; Actinopteri; Syngnathiformes; Callionymidae. Gene Ontology annotation, biological process: negative regulation of transport. Gene Ontology annotation, cellular component: membrane.
GAUCGCGCAGCGCGUGGGCAUGUUUGUCUGUGACGACAUGGCAGCCAAGAUGGAGCUCGCGCCUCUCAGACCCUGGGACGACUUCUAUCCCGGCGCCGAGCGCUUUUCCAAGCCUGAGUUCGGGGACUUGGUCAAGUGGAACAACAGGGUCAUCAGCAAUUUAAUGUACUACCAGACCAACUACUUCGCCCUGGCCCUGGUGGUGUUCCUCAUCGUCGGGUUUCUCAAUCCAUUUGGGAUGUUUCUGGGAGGAGGGGUGGUGACCCUCGUCUUCAUGGGCUCAGUGUGGGCUGGGGAGAAUAAAGCCACCAUCAAGAACUUCAAAAGGAAGAAUCCAACCCUGUUUGUCAUCGCUGUCAUGGUCACCAGUUAUUUGCUGCUGUCCUUGUUUGGAGGUGUCCUGGUCUUCAUCUUUGGAAUCACCUUCCCUUUGCUGUUGAUUCUCAUCCACGCUUCUCUGAGACUACGCAACAUGAAAAACAGACUGGAGAACAAGAUGGAGGGAGCUGGGCUGAAGAAGACUCCCAUGGGUGUCAUCAUGGACCUCCUGGAUCAGCAGGAAGAGAAAAUGAACAAAAUCCAGGAUUUCAUUGAGGGCAAGCUGAAGGAGUGAGGGUGAAGUCACACACAGAGCUCAUAAUAAUUCUGUAGCACCUUCCCUGCUUCACGUCGAGUCACCUGCUCUUUCAUUCCUGCAACUUCAAGUCUUGACUUUCUCCUUCUCCCUCAUGGAUCUGUGUUGAUACUGAACCAAAUGGGCUCAUUCAUUAUCAGGCAGCAAGCACCAAAGGUUUCUCACCGGUCGUUCAUGAUUUGAAAGUAAAACCUUUUUUGGUUUGUAUUUGCCGUGCACUUUACCGUCUAUCUAACAUCACACGCACAACUAUUGUCAUUCUAAUGUUCAAUACUUCAUCAGAGACAAAGCGUUUGUCGACGAUCCAGUUGUUCUAGUGCUCCCAAAAUACUUUGAUUUAGUUUCUGAGAAGCACAGAGGCUGACACAAGCCCAUCAUAUCACUCCAGAAACUAUGAUAAAACAACUGUUCUGCUUCUACGAUCGGCGUCAUGGGGGGCCUUUCUAAUAUUAUAGAAGCUGACCAAAGGGUCUCCGCAGCCCGUAGCUAUGCAACAUUAAAAAGUGAAUGGCAUGUGCAAUCAUUUCCUGUCCACCUUUUGUCACGUGUCCCUGUUUUCCUAUUCUAGCAUGGCAUUUAAACGUAGUCAAUAUUUAAAGAUAUUUUGCGAGAUACAUUUGUAUUUAAUAUUUUUGCGUGCUGUUGAAGCUGUUCCAUAAACUGAUAUAUUUGUGCAUGAUCCCUCCAAAAAUAGCAGUUUGGGGAAAAUGUGUUCACUGGUCAAUCUUCUUUUGAACUGGAAAUAAACCUCAGAUGUGCUCCACA